Oncorhynchus gorbuscha (pink salmon) is the source of this 581-nucleotide messenger RNA. RefSeq names its product unconventional myosin-IXAa-like. Bases 96 to 566 code for a protein of 156 amino acids. The transcript is spliced from 3 exons. Gene Ontology annotation, molecular function: GTPase activator activity; microfilament motor activity; ATP binding. Gene Ontology annotation, cellular component: myosin complex. Gene Ontology annotation, biological process: intracellular signal transduction. NCBI's taxonomy places the organism in Eukaryota, Metazoa, Chordata, Actinopteri, Salmoniformes, Salmonidae. The record is from RefSeq and is a predicted model, not a curated record.
UUGGAGAUAUUAACAGUUUUUUUUUUUAAAUAAAUGUUUUGGACUAAUGAUGGCACCCAUGAUCUGUCCUACCACAGGCCUCUCUCAAUAAGCUGAUGGAGACUCUGGGCCAAUCAGAGCCCUACUUUGUCAAAUGCAUCCGUUCUAAUGCAGAGAAGCUGCCCCUGCGCUUCAACGAGGGCCUGGUGCUCAGGCAGCUCCGCUACACGGGUAUGCUGGAGACCGUGCGCAUCCGCCAGUCAGGCUACAGCAUCAAAUACACCUUCCAGGAUUUCAUCCGCCACUUCCGUGUGCUGCUACCCGAGGGCACCAGUGCCACCCAGGAAGGCAUCGGACAGUAUCUGGGCCAGGUGGACCUUGCUCCCGAUGGAUACCAAGUUGGAAAAACCAUGGUGUUCCUGCGGGAGGUGGAGCGUCAACGACUGCAGGCGUUGCUUCACAGGGAAGUCCUGAACCGUAUCGUCACUCUGCAGCGCCGCUUCAGGGCCCUGCUGGAGAGGAAACACUUCACCAGGAUGAGACUGGCUGCCACAACUAUCCAGGUAACCACCGUUCCCUUCUUAUAGCUUCAUCACCCAGGG